Messenger RNA from Mugil cephalus (flathead mullet), 916 nucleotides. RefSeq names its product proteasome (prosome, macropain) assembly chaperone 3 (gene psmg3). NCBI's taxonomy places the organism in Eukaryota, Metazoa, Chordata, Actinopteri, Mugiliformes, Mugilidae. Bases 163 to 528 code for a protein of 121 amino acids. Gene Ontology annotation, biological process: proteasome assembly. The record is from RefSeq and is a predicted model, not a curated record. The transcript is spliced from 3 exons.
UCGAUGUACGUCAUCACGCAGCGCGCGUCCCCUAAGAAGCAUUUGUUUCGGUUUGUUUUCAUGGUGGAGCGUGGAUGACAGCAGGCAGUUUCUGAAAUUAUUCAGAUUUUGUGCACAAUAAGGUUCAAACUGUGGAGAGGCGAAGGCACGGGGACUGAAAAAAUGUCUGACACCGUCAUCAAAUCGAGACAAGCACGGAAAGAAGUUAAUGGAAUCUCGACAGAAGUCGUGUGUACAGAGUUCAGUAAUUACAUAUUCAUAGUUCUCACUCAGUACGGCAAAGUUGGGACACUGAUAUCCGUCACACCUGACUCCAGAUCUAAUGACAUCAGCACCCCGACGUUCUCCACUAAAGUACUGCUGGGCAAAGACGAGCCACUGACACACGUCUGUGCCAAAAACCUGGCGAUGUUCGUGUCUCAAGAAGCUGGCAACAGGCCCGUCUUACUGGGACUCGCGCUAAAGGAUUCUUCAUUAGAUUCAAUAAAACAAAUCAAAGAGAUCGUCAGAAGUUGUAAAGUCUGGUAGGAGGUCAGGGAAAUGGACACGAAGCCCUCGGUGACACGGUUUUCCUCUGUGUGUUUUUAUACUGAAAGUCUUUCCUAAAAAUAAUUCAAGACAGAAAUACAUAAAUUCAUUUCUUGUUACUUCAGACAGUUCAAAUAUGUUCACAGAACCGUAAUUCGGUGUAUCUGCCUGUAAAGAAGGCUUUUUUUGCAUGCCAGUGUGCUCUCAAAUGCUGAAGAAUGUGUGCUGAGUUACAAUUCACUAAAUUAUGUCCUCCAGUUCCUGUUCCUGUAUCACUGUAUGUAUUGACCUUUAAUUUCUGUCUUCUGUUCAUUAUUUUUAUAUUUUAGAAUUCAAAUAUUCAAGCCUACUUUGUGAAAAUGUAGAAAUAAAAUUCAUAACAUAGCCU